AUGGACCUCUCCGCUAGAGUCCUCCCCGUGCUCGAGGAGAAGUCGAAGUCCCUGAAGCUUACCGCCAUCAUAAACACGCACCAUCACUGGGAUCACGCCGGCGGUAACAAGAAGAUCCUCGACGCCUUCCCCAAUAUCCCCGUCAUAGCCGGCAAAGACAGCGAAGCCGUAUCAAAGACGCCCUCGCAUGGCUCGACGUUCUCAAUAGGCAAGAAUAUCCAGGUCACGGCACUGCAUACGCCGUGUCACACCCAGGACAGCAUCUGCUGGUACAUGGAGGACAAGGCCACGGACGACCGCGUCGUGUUUACAGGCGACACCCUGUUCAUCGGCGGAUGCGGGAAGUUCUUCGAGGGGAACGGCACGGAGAUGAACAAGGCGCUGAAUGAGAUCCUGGCCGCCUUGCCCGACGAUACCAAAGUGUUCCCCGGCCACGAAUAUACCAAGUCGAACGUGAAGUUUUUGAAGAAAGUAGACGGGGACAACGAGGCCGUGCAACGGCUGGAGAAGUUCGCCGACGAGAAUAAAGAGACACAAGGGAAAUUCACGAUCGGGCAGGAGAAGGCACACAAUGCGUUCAUGAGGACGAGUAGUGAGAAGAUGAGGAAGGUGACGGGCAAGAGCGAACCGCAUGAGGUGAUGGCCGUGUUGAGGGAGAUGAAGAACGCAAGCUAA
This is a messenger RNA of Cladophialophora carrionii CBS 160.54, 675 nucleotides long. Its product is annotated as hydroxyacylglutathione hydrolase. The transcript has a single exon. The record is from RefSeq and is a predicted model, not a curated record. Gene Ontology annotation, molecular function: hydroxyacylglutathione hydrolase activity. The coding region runs from base 1 to 675 and encodes 224 amino acids. Lineage: Eukaryota; Fungi; Ascomycota; Eurotiomycetes; Chaetothyriales; Herpotrichiellaceae.